AUGGUUGCGGCUUACGCAGAAAACGGUCACGGUCACGAGGCCCUGCAGCUCUUCAGGAUGAUGAUUCUGGAGGGUCAAAGCCUCGACUCGGUCGUCUUUGUCAACGUCCUCAAUGCUUGUUCUUCGGCAGGAAACGCUGCUGCGGGAGAAGCUCUUCACGGCAAUUUAGUUGAGGCUGGAUUCGAGUCGGACGUAGUAGCGGCAACGGCACUCGCGAACAUGUAUAUCAAGUGUGGACGUUUGGAAGACGGGCGUCGUGUUUUCAACAGAUUGGAGGCCCGGAACGUUGUCAGCUGGAACACCAUGAUCUCGGGCUAUGUUCAGAACGGUUGUCCCAAAAAAAGCUUGGAACUCUUCCACCAAAUGGAUCCCGGAGUUGCUGACAAACGGACGUACAUAGCAGCACUGAAUGCUUGCGCCUGCUCAGUGGCUGCAACCGAAGGGAAACUUAUACACCAGCGAAUACUUCAGCAGAAGAUGAGCGUCGACGUAAUCCUGGGAAUAGCCAUUGUCAACAUGUAUGGAAAAUGUGGUUGCUUGAGCGAAGCCCGGGAGUUCUUUGACAGUAUACCUCUUCCCGACGUCGUCACUUGCAAUGCCAUGAUAGCUGGUUAUGCUCAGCACGGUCAGCUCGGUAAAGCUCUUAGUCUGUUCGCCAAAAUGAAGCAGGAGGGAGUGAGAGCCGACGGUGCCACCUUUGUUAGUGUUCUGUGUGCUUGUAGCCAUGCUGGUCACUUGAAAAUAGGAUCCGAGUUCUUCGUAUCAAUGCUGGUCGAUUACGAGUUUAGAAUUUCUGUUGAGCACUGUGGAUGCAUGCUAGAUCUGCUGAAUGCUGCGUGA
This is a messenger RNA of Selaginella moellendorffii, 840 nucleotides long. RefSeq names its product pentatricopeptide repeat-containing protein At2g33680-like. Gene Ontology annotation, molecular function: RNA binding; protein binding. The record is from RefSeq and is a predicted model, not a curated record. The transcript has a single exon. Gene Ontology annotation, cellular component: intracellular membrane-bounded organelle. NCBI's taxonomy places the organism in Eukaryota, Viridiplantae, Streptophyta, Lycopodiopsida, Selaginellales, Selaginellaceae. The coding region runs from base 1 to 840 and encodes 279 amino acids. Gene Ontology annotation, biological process: RNA modification.